Babesia bigemina is the source of this 1188-nucleotide messenger RNA. Its product is annotated as phosphatidylinositol-4-phosphate 5-kinase, putative. The coding region runs from base 1 to 1188 and encodes 395 amino acids. The transcript is spliced from 5 exons. Lineage: Eukaryota; Apicomplexa; Aconoidasida; Piroplasmida; Babesiidae. The record is from RefSeq and is a predicted model, not a curated record.
AUGGCAGUGGCAUAUCCAAAGUCGCUACAAAGUGCAUUGUCAAGUGUGCCAGAUACCGACAACAGAGCGAACUCAUAUACAGGUCAGGUUCAGGAUGGCCUUUUCCACGGCAAAGGGAUAUUUUACUACGGGGAUAACGAGCGCUAUGAAGGGGAUUUUGUAUAUGGCAAGAGAGAAGGGAAAGGAAAGUUCUACUAUGCAGAUGGGUCUAUAUAUGACGGAGAUUGGGUGGAUGACAGAAUCAAAGGCAAAGGCGUCGCAUACUUUGCAAGCGGGAACGUUUAUGAAGGGCAGUGGGAGAAUGGUAGAAUCAAUGGGUAUGGAACAUUGAAGUACGUUAAUGGGGAUGAGUACGAAGGAGAAUGGAUAGAUGGCGCUAUGCACGGACAAGGGACAUACAGGUAUGCCGAGGGAGACGUUUAUACAGGAGAAUGGAGAAACGAUAAAAGACACGGAAAGGGCACUGUCACAUACGUAUCCGCAAAGGGAGCUGUCCUGGAGUCCUACGAGGGGGAUUGGGUAGACAACGUAAUGAGUGGAAAGGGCAAAUACGAGUACGCCGACGGCAGCAUUUAUGAAGGCGAUUGGUAUAACGGGAAAAUGCAUGGCAAUGGGAAGUAUACAUAUCCAGAUGGAAACAAGUAUGAUGGGGAAUGGUCAAACGAUCACAAAGAAGGGUACGGGAUUCUGAUGUACACAAAUGGCGAAAAAUACGAAGGGUACUGGCUUAAUGACAAAGCGCAUGGCACAGGGACCCUCACGUACCCCUCCAACGAUAAAUAUGUUGGAGAGUGGGUCAACUCGAAAAAACAUGGAUGCGGUGAAUUGAUCUAUGUCAAUGGUGACCGUUUCAAAGGCACAUGGGCAGACGAUGAAGCCAGUGGUUACGGAAUUUUCGAAUAUGCGAAUGGGAAUCGAUACGAAGGUAAAUCUAUAUGCAAUAAUGUUAUUAUAUACGAAAUAGGAGAUUGGCUAAUGAACAAACGUCACGGCAAGGCAACUUUUUACUGCCAUGAGGACGGUUGCGUAUACAAGGGAGGAUACGUCGAAAACAAGAAAGAAGGACUUGGCACCCUGACACUCACGAAUGGGCAUAUUUUACGUGGUACAUGGCGUCGUGGAACACUAGUAUCUAUAGAGAAAUUCGAUAUCUCACCGACAUCUUGCUGGAGCAACCCCGAUCUGUGA